AUGGUAGUGAUUUCGGGGCUCCUCAAACGCCUGGCCCGCCUGUGUCGGAGGCGCAGUUUGCUUCGAGUCAUUUCAUCCCUGGUUUGUGCGGUGACGGUGGCCGUCCUUGUGUUGUAUUUCCUACUUGCCUAUCACCUCGCCGACGACCCACGUCUUGUCCCCGGAGUCCUGCGACAGGCACGCAAUAUUGUUCUUGUGACUGCGCAUCCGGAUGAUGAAACUCUCUUUUUCAGCCCCAGUAUCCUCUAUCAUCGACAUGAGCCCCAUGUGACUCGCUCCUUAUUGGUGAUCUCGUCAGGCAAUUACAAUGGGAUCGGGGAUCAACGUCUAGUCGAGGUCCAUAAUAGCUGCGCUGCACUAGGCAUCUCCCAGGAUCGUUGCGUGGUUGGCAACCACCCCGAUCUACAAGAUAAUCCAACGAAAUGGUGGGAUGAAGACGGGAUCGCGAGCAUUGUCGGCCCCCAUGUUGAGAAAUGGCACGCUGACGUGAUUAUGACCUUUGAUCACGGAGGAAUCUCCGGCCACAUUAACCAUCGCGCUGUCAGCGCUGGUGUUAAGAAGUAUGUGUCGACUACCCAAAAUGCACCCCCCGCCUUUGCGCUGCAAAGUACAGCUCUGCUGCGCAAAUAUUCCUCGUUGAUAGACUUGCUCCCCACUGCACUGCCCUUCUCCUGGCGCAUUGCACAGGCUCUCCUCGCAUCGCCCCUCAAUCCAGACGAAGCACAGAGUGCUACGGCGCCCCGUGGGCAUACCGAAACGGCCCUUCUCGUCAGCUCAUGGCAGACGUAUCUGGAAUCACGAGCUGCUUUUAGCCAACACCAAAGUCAAUACUCGUGGGAUCGCGUCUUAUACUUGGUGAUUAGUCGCUAUAUGUGGUUUAACACAUUAGAGCGAUUGGGGUAA
This is a messenger RNA of Aspergillus ochraceoroseus IBT 24754, 903 nucleotides long. RefSeq names its product PIG-L family deacetylase. The record is from RefSeq and is a predicted model, not a curated record. NCBI's taxonomy places the organism in Eukaryota, Fungi, Ascomycota, Eurotiomycetes, Eurotiales, Aspergillaceae. The transcript is spliced from 4 exons. Gene Ontology annotation, biological process: GPI anchor biosynthetic process. Gene Ontology annotation, cellular component: endoplasmic reticulum. The coding region runs from base 1 to 903 and encodes 300 amino acids. Gene Ontology annotation, molecular function: N-acetylglucosaminylphosphatidylinositol deacetylase activity.